Messenger RNA from Magallana angulata, 6302 nucleotides. Its product is annotated as tuberin-like. Gene Ontology annotation, biological process: negative regulation of insulin receptor signaling pathway; negative regulation of TOR signaling; regulation of small GTPase mediated signal transduction. Lineage: Eukaryota; Metazoa; Mollusca; Bivalvia; Ostreida; Ostreidae. The coding region runs from base 49 to 5334 and encodes 1761 amino acids. Gene Ontology annotation, cellular component: nucleus; cytoplasm; TSC1-TSC2 complex. The record is from RefSeq and is a predicted model, not a curated record. Gene Ontology annotation, molecular function: GTPase activator activity. The transcript is spliced from 40 exons.
AAGAUACUGAACAAAUUCGAGAUAAAAGAGGGGUGCGAAGAUAAUGAAAUGGCAAAGGAGGAAAAUUUUAAAAGCAAGUUGAAGAAUUUAUUUGGCAUCAAAGAGAGAACUAAUGCUGCAUCAUUUCAUCGUCCACAGACAAAGGAAUUAUUAUUUACUCCAGAGAUAUUAAAGGAUAUUGGUCCAGAGAGUCCAGCAAACAACAGACUGAAAACAAUACGAGAAUUAUGUGACAUUGUACAGCAAAAGAAACUUGAAGAGAACGCAAUAGAGGCAUUGUGGUUCAGUGUCAAAGACCUACUGGAUCAAUCGGUGAAAGCAGAAAACCGCCACACUGCUCUCCAUUUCAUUCAGUGCCUUGUCGAAGGACAGCUUCAAUACCUAGGCAUAUUGAGAGCUCAUUUCUUUCGAGUUGUCAGACAGCUAAAUGUACCUUGUGACUUACCUUACAGAAUAGCACUGUUCAAAGUUUUAAGUGAAAAUGGGAAAAAUUUGCAAGAAUUUGAAGAAUCAGCAGGUCCCUUUCUGUUGGAAUGGAUGCCGUCUGUUGUCAAUACAGAGAAACUUGGGGAAUUUCUGAAACUCUUGGUCCACGUUAUAAAGUACAAUGCUGCGUACUUGGAUGAGGAGGUGGUGGCAGGACUGGUCAAGAACACAUGUGUGUUGUUAAACAGAAGAAGACCUGAAGAGGAUGUGACAUUGUGUUUAGAUGUCCUGGAUGUAGUUCUGUGCUACAGUUACCUGCCCACAGAGUGUCUGGUCAGCUUUAUCUCGGCUCUCUGUCACACGGUCAACAUCUCCAAGUUCUCCGAGGCCAGCUGGGAGUUAAUGAGAAAGUUACUUGGCACACAUCUUGGACACAGCAGUAUUUACAACAUGUGCUGUAUGAUGCAAGAUGUCAAAAAUGUCCAGGACCAGGAACUACUGAGGGGGGUGGUGUACUUUGUGGGCAUGGCCCUGUGGGGCUACAGGAAGGUCCCCACCCUCAGGCACACCUUCUCCUCCGUGCUGCCAUCUUUCUUACAGGUGCUGCACACAAACAGCUUCAUCGUGGCCCACGAGGUGGUGCUGAACAUACAGCGACUGGUCCGUAAGUACGGCAAGGACCUUCAGCUUGUCACCUGGCACAUUGUGUUGGACAUACUGGAGAGGCUGCUCAAACUGACAGAGAAUCCGACAUUUGCUCAACCAUCCUAUGACCCUCGGCUUCAGGCCGACCUCCAUGACAUUCUGACAAACAUUGAACAGCUCCACGCCCAGGGACAGUUCUCAGGCUGUAUCACCAGAUUCUUUAAAAUCAUUGAAAUGUGUGCCAACAAGAGACCGGAGAGCUCUGUGACCUUACUGAUAGAACACCAAGCUCAACAAAUCAACCCUUCCAAAGAAAACUGGGUCACACACCUGCAUCAGCUGCUGGAGAAAUACUUUAAGAAUGAAACCAGGACUCAGAUACGGGUGAAGGCCCUGGAUAAGCUAAACCUGGUUCUCAGCAUCAACAAACACAUUCAUGAGGAUGUUUUGAUCAACAGAGUCGUGUUGCCCCACCUGUGCCAUAUAGAGGCUGACCCUGACCCUCAAGUCAGGAAGGUAGCAGCAGACAUGUUGCUAUUGCUGGCUAAUGGAUGUACUCCAUCUUGCUUUGUGGAGAUCAUGGCAAUCAUAGAAAAGUUGAUUAACCGGCCCCUGUCUGCUCAUCUUGCCUCGCCCUAUUCAAAGCUGGAAGGGUCGGAGGUCAUACAUCAGCUAGAGGAACACCAGCUGGAGGAUGUGAAGACAGCCAUGUUGGGACUGGUGGAACUCUUCAAGCAAAAAUUAUACACGGACCCCCCCAGCCAUUGCUUGAAGAUCUACGACCUGUUGCUGCUACACAUGAAGCACCAGUACACCGAGCCCAAAAACUUCAUGAGCCACACUGCAGUUCAGAUCAGGAAAAAUGUUGUAGAAGUGCUGCUUUACAUGAGAGCUGACAAUCUGUUUAGACUUGGAUUCAUGGACAAGAAUGUAGAUGCCCACUUAGCAUUUAGUCCGUACCUUAGCUGUGCGGAAGUACAACCAAACUUCAGUGAAAUGGAAGAAGAGGAGAACAACUCCAUAACCACAGACACCGUGGCAUUCAUGUGGUCAGAGUCCGCCUACCUGGACUAUAAAAAGUCAUUUAGUCUUUUCUUGUCCUGUUUAGAAAAUGACAAGGACUGGGAGGUGUUGGAGCGCGUGCUGGUCAACCUGCCCCUCCUCCUCCAGAACAAAACCCUCAUACUGUCAGCCACGCAUGACCUCAUCAACUCCCUCUGCCAUCAACUCUGUGCCAUGGUUAAUGACCGACAGCUGAAUUUCCCUGAGAAGCUUCAUGGAACCCCAUCAGGUAAAUUCACCCGGUCCGACUUCCACACCUUUGUAUUUCCUGUGCUGGCCUCUAUGGUUUCCUAUCACAAAUAUCUGGACAGAAAUAGAGCGAUGGAGAUGAUAAAGUGCUUGGAGUUUGGACUGGUGUCAAAGUGUGCCAAGACCUGCACCAACUCGCUGAGGAUCUGUACCCUGGAGAUGCAGGAUGUGAUGAUGCGACUCCUCCCCUCGGUGCUGCUGCAGCUGUCUAGAAUCUCUGCCACCGUCCACAUGGCCAUUCCUGUACUGGCGUUCCUAUCAAGUAUUGUAAGACUACCACGCAUGUAUGCUAAUUUUGUGGAAGAAGAGUACCGCAGUGUGUUUGCUAUAGCCCUGCCCUACACCAACCCCUUCAAGUUUAGCCAUUACACUGUGUCUUUGGCCCACCAUGUUAUAGCUAUCUGGUUUAUGAGAUGUCGUCUUCCCUUUAGAAAAAGCUUUGUCAAGUUUAUCCAAAAGGGUUUACAAGCCAACAUCAUACAACAGUUUGAAGAGAACGCCAUUAUUCAUCAGCAGCAGCAGCAGAAUCAAAACCAGGACUCCAGUGACCGUAGUCGAUCCAGCAGCUUCAACGAGGCCGCAUAUAGAAACCGCAAGAGGAUGUACUCUGGAUCGGCCAUUUCCCGCCAGAACUACCAGGCACCUGUAGACAACAAGCUGUCCCAGUAUCACCAUGAACUGACAGAGACCUGUCUAGACGUCAUGUCUCGCUACACUUACGGCAAUUACAGUGCCAUCCCAGCAAGAUCACCGGUAGCAGAGUUUUUGUUAGCUAAUGGCCAGUCUCAAACAUGGCUGCUUGGAAAUAAGGUUGUGACCAUAACAACCAGUGGGGGUGGAGGAAACAAGUCUAACAAUGCAGGGCUGUGUGACAAAUGUCUUGCUCUUUACCAGAACAAUGGAGAGCCACCGGAACCAAAACCGGCGCAACCUUCCACCUCGACCAGGAGGCGCCAUAAGUCGGCAUUUGUUACUCGUAGUGCUUCGACUAUAGAAAGCAAGGCCAGUACUGACGACAUUGGCAUUCAGCCAAGGAUGUCGUUCGAUGACAUGAUGAACAGUCCAGGGAGUACCCCGGAGCAUGAGGUAGCUCAGGUAGGGGUCCAGACCGGGUCCUCUCUCUCUGACCACACCCCAACAAAACUUGGACUGGAGACAGAGGCUAUGGAGGCCUUUCUUAUAGGUAUACAGAAGAAGCAUACCUCUGAUGGCAGAGUGUUUCAGAACAAUACUUGUUCCUGUUGGUGCACUGUAUGGGCAGAGAUCUUCAUUCGAGGCCCCAGUGGCAACGUGGCCUGGAUGAUGCGCAUUGAAAAUGACCCAUCCCACACAUCCAUGCAGGAGUCCCAGGCCCCAGACAUUACCAUGUUAUUUGCGUCCGUUCAAAAGAAGGAGCCUGACCUGGAAAGUCUGCACAGCCGCAUAGAGAGUGGAAGCAUCGGGGAAGCAGAGUACGAGUCUCUGUAUGACCAACAUUUCCCAUCAGACCACAGUCAAGAUGGAGACCUGUGCAGUACUAAUUCUAUCAGGAUUAGUAUCGAGGAUGACUCAGACGACGGUCAUGCAAAAAGAAUGACCCAAUUGUCAGAAGAUGAGAAGAAGAGAGAAGAAUCCGAUCCUAAUGGUCUGGCCAUUCCUCCUCCUUCAAUAAGCAAGGAGCAGCUAAAGUUCACGUCCCUUCAGCGCAGUAACUCCUCUCCCUCCCUGCUGAGCUCAAGUGGAGAAAACCUGGACCCACGGGACAGUCAGUCGGAAAUAGUGAUGAUUGACAACCUGCAAAUAGCGGAAAGGAAAGGGGAGAUAACUCAGGACAAGCCUGAGACUUCCAUGCUGUCUUCUAAACUUCAGCACCCACAGGAUCUACCCCUCCAGACUGACCACCCCCACCCCACACAGAACCAGAUCGUCUCCCCUGCCAGCCCAUCCCCAAGCUCUGAAUCCUCGUCAUUGCAUGAUGAGGUGAAAGAGCUACCCGACUUCAGGAAGGUGAGAGGUCACACCAUAUCUGUGGUCCAGUCCGCCAGGGAUGGACUGAAGUCUGGGGGGUCAGGCGGCAAGGAGUUGGGGAAGGGAGGCAUUAACCCCAGCUUUGUGUUUCUGCAGCUGUAUUAUGAUGGAGUCUUUAGUUCAGCUACCAACAAUUCAACUAGUCCUCUGGUCAUACCACAAAAUGAUACCACCACUCGAGCUUUGAAGAUGUUGGACCACAUUCAUCCCUACGAGACUCAUAAAAUAGGUGUCAUAUAUGUUGGACCUAGGCAGACAAAAGACGAGAAAGGUAUUCUGUCUAACCAGUACGGGUCGGAGCGUUACGCGGCCUUUGUCCAGGGUCUGGGUCAGCUCCUCCGUCUGUCAGACUGUAACCCUGACCGGGUCUAUAUAGGUGGGCUGGACUGCCAGGGCAAGGACGGUCAGUUUGCUUACAGCUGGCAGGAUGAAUCCAUGCAUGUGAUAUUUCAUGUGGCCACCCUGAUGCCAAACAGAGAUAGUGACCCGAACUGUAACGCCAAAAAACUACACAUUGGGAACGAUUACGUGACCAUAGUGUAUAAUGACAGCAAUGAGGACUACAGGAUCGGGAUCAUUAAGGGACAGUUUAAUUAUGUGAACAUUGUGAUUCGUCCUCUAGACCAUGAAAGCAAUGCAGUCACCUUACAGGCAAAGGAAGAUUUGAGUGAAUCAUUGCCUUUCAAAGACAGUAUUACAACAGAUAUAGCAGACAUUCUGGGUCACAAGGACACUAAGGUUAUCUCCGAUGAUAACUUGGCUGCCCUAGUCAGACAGAUCGCAGUCAACUGUGAUCUUGCCUCCCUGGUUCUUCAGAGGCAGCAGUCUCAGCCUCAGGACCCCUACGCCUCAAACUGGCUGGAGCGACUUCGUCAGAUCAAACGACUGAAGGCCAAGGUCAUUAGUAGCACAGAUAAACAAAACCUCAGCGACAUCAUGGUCUAGAUGCCUUGCCACAGCAUUUUGUCAUCAUUAACCUUAAGACACCUGUAAACAAAUGUUGUGAACUUUGUUGAUCUGUGCAGUUGAAAAGAUUUUGGAUUGUUGAUGUAAUUGUACAUGUGAUACAAGCUACAAUUUGCAUUUCCCAAGUGAAUGUAUUAUGUGUACUGCUUACAGCAUAAGUCCAAGCAAAAUGAUAGUGUGCUUUUAAUUGCCAACAAUCUUAAAUUUCAAGCUAUGAAUUACAUGGAAAAUAAUCAUAGCAUGAACUGUAUUAAAGUGAUGUGUCAUAUAAAGAAUUGCUAGCAAUUUAAAACAUAACCAAAAUGAUGGCAUGCUGUAAAUAGCGUAAAAUGGUAAACUUUCAUGUCCAUUUAAUGAUGAUACUCUGUAAAUUGCUAGCCUGUAUUGUAAACUGCUUACAACAGAAACAUACAUUUGUUCUAGCAUCUUGAAUGUACAAAAGUGGAUAAAACUGAAAAUCAAAACCAUUGGGUACAUGUACAUAAUGAUGUCAACAGCCCUCAAUGUGUUAUAUUUCGCAUGUUAGUUAUUUGUAACAAAAUGAUUUUUUAAUAAGUUAGCAUGUAUUUAGUGCAUUUCAUGAAUCUUAAUAUUCAUACACCUGUAUGCAUGACAUUUGGCCAUGUACAGGUAGUUGAAUAAGUGAAAUUUGCAUUCCAACAAAAUACUAACAGAGUGAAAUUAUAAGUUUGGCAGAGUGAAAAAUCAUAAUUUGCAACAGUUUUGUAGAACCCUAAUAUGUCACACUGUAUGAUAUAUAUGACCUUUUUACAUUUUUGGGUGAUGAAGAUAUAUUUAUUGGCUCAGGCUCCACCGUCACCAAAAUUUUCAAAUCCCUCAACUCAUUCCUCAACUCAAAUCCUGUAAAGAGAAGUGCAUAAACUUGAGGUCAAACCUCAGAUUUGAGGCUGAGUAUUGACUUGAGGAAAAUUGGUGACAACGGAGCC